CACCACUGCUGCUGCCUGCCUGCCUGGCUCAACAAACGCGCCUUUUCUUCUCCAACCGGCAUCUGCCACAAAAUAAAGGAAGAAAAGCAACCUCUUUGGCGGUGCGCGCGUGUUUUCCUUCUGGAAAGAAACAGAAUUCGAUCGCGGAAGGCUUUGCCGGAAGAAUUUGGUGCAAAGUGUGACGUUUUCCAGCGUGGCUUUCGUGAAAUUUGUCUGACUCCAGCGAAAACAGGGCCGGAAUUAUGGACGCCAUCAAGAAGAGGGGACGUCCGGGACGGAAAGCGGCCGCCGAGGUUGAAGCUCCCGCGGAGAACCACGUAGUGGAGGAAACUGGCGGGAAGAAAAAAGCUCCAGCGGCAAAGGGGAAGGCGGCGAAGGAAGUGGUGACCGCGGUGGAGGUGCCGGAGAAGAAGGCUGGCCGCAAAGGAAAGGCCCCGGCCGUCGUGGAAAGUGACCCGCUGGAGUUGGAUGCGGUGGAACCGGAACCGGUGGCGACAUCGCCAGUGGCCGCCAAGGGAAAGAAGGGACGCAAACCGGCGGCCGCCAAGGAACCGGAGCCGGAACCAGUUGAGGAAGCAGCAGCGCCCGCAGCCAAGAAGGGACGCGGCCGAAAGCCGGCGGAAAAUGGAACGAGUUCACCGGUUGUCGAGGCAGCACCCGCUCCGAAGGCCAAGGGACGAGCGGCGAGGGCCAAAGAGGUGGUAGAAGAGCCAGAGCCGGAAGUGGCGGCGCCGGCCAAGCGAGGCCGCGGAAAGGCAAAGGCCGAAGCGACGGAACCGGAGGAGGAAGUGGUGGCAUCGCCCGCCAAAAAGUCCAAACCCGCCAAGGAAACGGCCGCGGCGUCACCGAAGAAGGCAGCAUCGCCCAAGAAGCCGGUCGAGGUGGAACCGGCCAGCGAAGAGGCAGCACCCAAAGAGACCAAAGGAGGUCGGGGCCGCAAGAAGGCCGCGCCAGCACCGGUGGAAGAGAAAGCAGCUUCCCCGGCCAAAUCCCCCGCAGCAGCAGCUCCGGCCAAACGAGGACGCAAGAAGGCAACAGCCGAAUCUGAGGACAAACCGCCAGCUGCCGCUGUAAAGGUGAAGAAAGCUACCGCUAGUAAGAAAAAGGUCGACCCGAAGACGCCCGCCGCCACCGUGCAGGAGGAAGAGGACAGAGUAACGCCACCGAAAAAGGACACAGUUGAUGCACCGGUCAAUGGAGAAACGCCUAAAAUGUCCACCCAAAAACGCUCGUUGUUUCAAAAGAUAUUGCAACUGACCCAGCGCAAGAAGAAAAAGACGGACGACGGCGGAGAGGAUGGCGCUCCAAAGGCCAAAAAGACCAAGGCCGCCGCAGGACCAAAGAUGAACAAAUCGGUCACGGACUACUCCAAGCUGAGCUUUGGCCACGAGGGUGGCGAGUUUAACGUGAAGAUCUCCAGCUGGAACGUGGCCGGGCUGCGCAGCUGGGUCGAGAAGGGUUGUCUGGAGUUUUUGGAGCACGAGGCGCCGGACAUUCUGUGCCUGCAGGAGACCAAGUGCACCGAGGACCAGCUGCCGGAGGAGGCACGACACAUCAAGGGUUACCACCCGUACUGGUUGUGCAAGCCGGGCGGUUACGCGGGGGUGGCGAUCUACUCGAAGAAGAUGCCGUUCAACGUCAGUUACGGGCUCGGGGAUGCCGAGCAGGACGAAGAUGGCCGGCUGCUGACGGCGGAGUACGAAAAGUUCUACCUGGUGUGUGUGUACGUGCCGAACGCGGGCCGUAAGCUGGUCACGCUGCCGAAGCGAAUGCGCUGGGACGAAAAGUUUCACCAAUAUCUGCGCGAUCUGGACGCCAAAAAGCCCGUCAUCCUGUGCGGCGACAUGAACGUGGCCCACGCCGAGAUCGACCUGGCCAACCCCAAAACGAACAAGAAAAAUGCCGGCUUCACCCAGGAGGAACGGGACGGCAUGACAAACCUGCUUUCGCACGGCUUUGUGGACACGUUCCGGCAGCGCUACCCCGAGCAAAAGGCCGCCUACACCUUCUGGACGUACAUGGGCAAUGCGCGUGCGAAGAACGUGGGCUGGCGGUUGGAUUACUUUAUCGCCUCGGAACGGCUGGCGGGGCGUGUCGUGGACAGCGUCAUCCGGCCGGGCGUGUACGGCAGCGAUCACUGCCCGAUCACGCUGCUGUUGAAUCUUUAAGUUUUGCUAUUGUUUCUCGUUUCUUUCCUAGCUUUUGACGCUCCCCGAACGAUCGGCAUUUCGGUCUAGUUUGGUGACACUAAUUUAUACCUUAUUUCCGUAUUACCAUUAACUAUUAUAUAAUCGUAUUGAAUAAAAAAGAGUGAAGUGUAA
Messenger RNA from Culex pipiens pallens (northern house mosquito), 2321 nucleotides. It is a transcript of the gene Rrp1, whose product is annotated as DNA-(apurinic or apyrimidinic site) endonuclease. NCBI's taxonomy places the organism in Eukaryota, Metazoa, Arthropoda, Insecta, Diptera, Culicidae. Bases 243 to 2168 code for a protein of 641 amino acids. Gene Ontology annotation, molecular function: double-stranded DNA 3'-5' DNA exonuclease activity; phosphoric diester hydrolase activity; DNA-(apurinic or apyrimidinic site) endonuclease activity. Gene Ontology annotation, biological process: base-excision repair. Gene Ontology annotation, cellular component: nucleus. The transcript is spliced from 6 exons. The record is from RefSeq and is a predicted model, not a curated record.